Molecule: messenger RNA, 823 nt
Organism: Colletotrichum acutatum
Lineage: Eukaryota; Fungi; Ascomycota; Sordariomycetes; Glomerellales; Glomerellaceae
Exons: 1
Coding region: 117-764 (215 amino acids)
Source: RefSeq, a predicted model, not a curated record
UCAAGCCAAAUAAUACCUACACCACUCAACUGCGUACGGCAGGCGACCACAACAGGGAAACCGUGGUCAGUCAGGUUCCUUUUCCUGCAGAGCCCCAGGACAGAGGGGGGCGAGCCAUGAUCCAUCGACCAUUCCCGUGCGCUAGAAGCCAUGGAAAGAAACGACACACCCUCCAUCGACGGGAGAAGCACAAGAGAAAGAAAGAAGAGGGGACGGCGAACGGCGGCAACGGAAGACAGAUUGAGGCAGGAAAGCAAAUCGUAACGAUUUACGGGAAGACACACAAAAGGGAGAGGGAAUUAGGGGGGAAAACAAGAAGAUGGGCGCAACGAACACAUCACCAGUUGCGACAGCUCACAUGCCACAAGGUCAAGCAGCGGCGCGCAUCGCGAAUUGAACAAGCCACAGCCGCCCGCACGCCUUCCCCCCCCCCCCCAAAGGGGAAAAAACUACCAAGGAGAGAAAAAGGAAAAACAGACUUCUCCGUCGCCGCAGAGAGGCAGAGAAGGCGUACGUACGGUGUACCUCACCAAGGGUUGGAGGUCAAGAAAUACGACCAAUCCUUCAAAGUCGAAUGGGUGGUUUACGGGGGGCGCUUGUCUGUCAGUUUGUUGCUGCCACACCCCCUCUUAUCCAUGCUUCACCUUACGGCGAUGUCGGUAAGAUGCACACCUCCUCCACCCCUCCAACCCCAACCAGCAAUUGCAUUGGCAUCGCUCGCAUUACUCGCACUCAUGUCCUGGGCAUCAAAAUGUCGUCGGUAAUGCUAGUUUGUACAAUGACACACGGCGGCACGUACAGCACCGACAAUACAGGCCCAGUG